Nicotiana tabacum (common tobacco) is the source of this 402-nucleotide messenger RNA. The record is from RefSeq and is a predicted model, not a curated record. Lineage: Eukaryota; Viridiplantae; Streptophyta; Magnoliopsida; Solanales; Solanaceae.
AUGGGUGAGUUGAAUUUCUUCUUGGGUAUUCAAGUGAAGCAGUCCAUAAAGGGUACAUACAUCUGCCAGCAGAAAUACAUCAAGGAGCUCCUGAAGAGGUUUGAUAUGGAAGCAUCAAAAGUGAUAGACACUCCCAUUGCCACUGCCACUCGAUUGGACAUGGAUGAAUCUGGAUCUUCUAUGAAUCAAACUAUGUAUAGAGGCAUUAUUGGGUCUUUAUCUACCUUACUACCAGUAGACCUAAUAUUGUCUUCAGUAUCGGGCUAUGUGCAAGGUGACAAUUUUAAUCGUGUUGGGUAUGCUGAUGCUGACUAUGCUAGUUAUCUUGUGGACAGAAAAAGUACCUCUGGAAUGGCUCACUUUCUAGGAUCAUGUCUCAUCUCAUGGGGCACAAGGAAGUAA